This is a messenger RNA of Ixodes scapularis (black-legged tick), 1191 nucleotides long. RefSeq lists its product as uncharacterized. The record is from RefSeq and is a predicted model, not a curated record. The transcript is spliced from 3 exons. The coding region runs from base 1 to 1035 and encodes 344 amino acids. NCBI's taxonomy places the organism in Eukaryota, Metazoa, Arthropoda, Arachnida, Ixodida, Ixodidae.
AUGACACGUACCACAUUGAAACCGCGCCAACGUCAGCCGUUGUGGCUUAUGGACGAUGACAUAUUCCCCACUUCAACUAGUGCGGCCCCUGUUGUCGUUCCUGUUUUUGCGGCCCCUGCUGCCGUUUCUGUUUUUGCGGCCCCAGUUGCCGUUCCGGUUCUUGCGGCCCCUGCUGCCGGUCCUGUCCCGGCGGACCCUGUUGCCGCCCAUGCUUCUACGGCACCCGGUCCUGGCCAUGUAGCUGUGGUGCCUGGCGCUGCCCAUGUACCGGAAGUACCCGGUGCCCUUCACGUUCCUGCUCCCGCGGCACCCUGUGCCGUGCAAGCCGUGGCGACGUGUGUUUUCGAGGAUCCCUUGGCCUUAGCUGUUUUGAGGUGGGACGAAAUGGAAGAACUCUCCUUUCUGGAUAUGGAGUACCCCGUUCCGCGGAGGUUUAGGUCCGGGCGAGGCUACUUGGAUGUGCUGAACAUAGAUAGUGAAGCUUUCCGCCAUCAGUUUCGUUUUGAGCAGAUGGACUUAAUGGAGCUGUGUAGCGCGCUGCGAGUCCCUCAUACAAUUAGGACGGCCCAGAACGUCGCCAUCCCCGGGCAGGAAGCUCUGUGUAUUCUUCUGCGGAGACUCUCCUACCCCAACCGCCUCUGCGACCUGGAAGGCAUGUUUGGCCGCCACUCUUCGACACUUUCGAGUGCGACGACCGUGGUGCUAAACCAUUUGACGUCCACGUUCGGGCAGCUGACCGCGGAUCUGUCAGCUCACACGUGGUUGAACCGUGCAAGCUUGGACGAGUUCUCCGAGGCGGUCCGCGCGAAGGGGGCACCUCUUCAGAAUUGCUGGGGUUUCGUUGAUGGAACGGCCCGCCCCAUCUGCCGACCCACGGAGGACCAGCGGCUUUAUUUCUCUGGCCACAAGCGUGUGCACGCCAUCAAGUACCAGGGCGUCAUGUGUGCCAACGGCAUCAUCGUGGAGAUGAAUGGCCCUUACCCGGGACACCGACACGACGCCGGUAAGUCAAUAGCAAAAACUCGGAAAUCGUAACCUACAGGUUCUUGGAAGAAGCGCUCAUAAAUAGAGGAACAGCCUCUAUCACAGCCAAAAUAAGUUGAAACGCCACAGGCAAGACCCGUGCUGCUAUCAAGGCAGCCUGUGGAAUUGUUCUGCAAACUGUGAUGGGCGCCGUGGCCAACACAGAGU